Echinococcus granulosus is the source of this 93-nucleotide messenger RNA. RefSeq lists its product as hypothetical. NCBI's taxonomy places the organism in Eukaryota, Metazoa, Platyhelminthes, Cestoda, Cyclophyllidea, Taeniidae. Bases 1 to 93 code for a protein of 30 amino acids. The record is from RefSeq and is a predicted model, not a curated record. The transcript is spliced from 2 exons.
AUGCCCUGGGUGCGACCGAAGGACGCAGAUAACGUGCGUCUUGACAAGGGAUUCGUGUUUCCUCUUCGUUUGAGAGAAGAUGUUUUCAAAUAG